Molecule: messenger RNA, 426 nt
Organism: Triticum turgidum subsp. durum (durum wheat)
Lineage: Eukaryota; Viridiplantae; Streptophyta; Magnoliopsida; Poales; Poaceae
Source: the annotation of a GenBank genome assembly
AUGGCAGCCGCAGCACUGAGAGCCCGGCUCAACGCCCACAUCUCCAGAAUGUAUGCCGAGGGUGUGGUGGAGGAGGAGACCUUCGAGCAGCUGCGGGAAGACGGCACCGCCACCGAGCUCGCCCGCCUCUUCAUCAACGAAGCCUACGAGAUCCUCCACGACAUCGACAUCCGGAUGGAGGAGCCGGAAGUGGACAUCGACGAGGUGGAAGCCCUGACGCAGCAGCUCAUGGAGUGCGCCUCCAGUGUUGGUGCACAGCAAGUGAAACUCGCCUGCAUGCAUUUCGGAGAUUUCUAUGCAAUAAAAUGCAAACAAGGGUGCCUUGUGUCAUUGGAUCUUGUUAGGAAUUUGUACUGUAUUGUGCGCAAUGACGUGGAGAUCAUGAUGCAGCUGGAGGAUCAGAUCGCGGCCUGUGGUCCUAAGUAA